This is a messenger RNA of Hevea brasiliensis (rubber tree), 2487 nucleotides long. Its product is annotated as subtilisin-like protease SBT5.3. Gene Ontology annotation, molecular function: serine-type endopeptidase activity. Gene Ontology annotation, biological process: proteolysis. The coding region runs from base 42 to 2363 and encodes 773 amino acids. NCBI's taxonomy places the organism in Eukaryota, Viridiplantae, Streptophyta, Magnoliopsida, Malpighiales, Euphorbiaceae. The transcript has 11 exons. The record is from RefSeq and is a predicted model, not a curated record.
GUGGUAGUGGUAGUGGUAGUGCAUAAUUCAAAGAUAAAGCAAUGAGGCUUUUAAUCAUCUCUCCUUUAUUUCUAUCUGCCUUUCUCUUUUUCUUUCUUUUGCAGCCACCAACUUUUGCCAUAAAAAAGUCUUACGUAGUGUAUUUGGGAUCACAUUCACAUGGUUCAGAAGCUAAAUUGUCUGAUAUCAAGCGUGUCAAAAAUUCCCAUUAUGAAUUGCUUGGAUCAUUUACCAAAAGCAAGGAGGAAGCUAAGAACAAAAUCUUUUACUCCUACACCAAAAACAUCAAUGGCUUCGCAGCUAUGCUGGAAGAUGAAGAAGCAGCACAACUUGCAAAGCAUCCAGAAGUAAUAUCAGUGUUCUUGAACAAAGGAAAAAAGCUUCAUACAACACGUUCAUGGAGUUUUCUUGGAUUGGAAAGAGAUGGGUGGAUUCCUGUUUCCUCACUUUGGACCAGAGCAAGGUUUGGUGAAGAUGUAAUUAUUGCUAACCUUGACACCGGUGUUUGGCCUGAGUCUAAGAGCUUUAGUGACGAGGGACUGGGUCCAAUCCCACCCAAUUGGCGAGGAAUCUGUCAGCAAGACACGGCUGGCUUUCGUUGCAACAGAAAACUAAUUGGAGGAAGGUACUUCAACAAAGGUUAUGCUGCGUUUGUUGGCCCUCUAAACUCAACUUACAACACUUCAAGGGACAAUGAUUCAGGGCAUGGAACUCAUACCCUCUCAACAGCAGGUGGAAACUUUGUUCCAGGAGCUAAUGUUUUUGGAAAUGGAAAUGGGACAGCCAGUGGUGGAUCCCCAAAUGCUCGUGUGGCUGCUUAUAAGGUGUGCUGGCCGCCGGUAAAUGGCAGCGGUGAGUGCUUUGAUGCUGAUAUUAUGGCUGCUUUUGAUGCUGCAAUAAGUGAUGGAGUCAACGUGAUAUCGGUUUCACUUGGCGGUGAUACUCCUGCUGAAUUUUUUGAGGAUUCGAUCGCAAUUGGUGCCUUCCAUGCUUCAAGGAAGGGCAUUGUGGUGGUUGCCUCAGCUGGCAAUGCAGGACCAGCGCCACUUACUGUAACAAAUUCGGCUCCUUGGUUGAUUACUGUUGGUGCUAGCACCUUGGACCGUGAGUUCACAAGCUACGUUGCACUUGGCAAUCGGAGGCAUCUCAAGGGUACAAGUCUUUCAGAAAAGGGCUUGCCAGCUGCAAAGUUUUAUCCCCUGAUUAGUGGUGAAGGUGCGAAUGCUGCUGAUAGUUCUGCUGGAGAUGCUUCUCUUUGUCUGCCUGGAACACUUGAUCCUAAGAAGGUUAAAGGGAAAAUAUUGGUGUGCCUUCGAGGGAUAACUGGUAGAGUAGAGAAGGGAGAAGAGGCUCUUCUUGCGGGCGCUGUUGGAAUGAUUUUGGCUAAUGAUGAAUUUUCUGGCAAUGAACUUAUAGCUGAUGCUCACGUGCUUCCUGCUGCACACGUCAAUUUCACUGAUGGUCAAGCUGCUAUUGCUUACAUCAACUCGACCAGCAGGAUUCCUGUGGCAUUCAUUACUCGUGUAAAGACAGAGUUAGAAACAAAGCCGGCUCCAUCUAUGGCUGCUUUCUCAUCAAGAGGACCUAAUAUUAUGGAACCUUCAAUCCUCAAGCCCGAUAUCACUGCUCCUGGGGUAGAUAUAAUUGCUUCUUUCAGUUUAGCAGUAAGCCCAUCUGGAGAAGAAUUUGAUAAGCGCAGGAUUUCCUUCAACACAGACUCCGGUACUUCAAUGUCUUGCCCUCAUGUUUCUGGUAUUGCUGGCCUUCUAAAAACACUCCACCCGGAUUGGAGUCCUGCUUCUAUCAGAUCUGCAAUCGUGACAUCUGCAAGAACAAGAGGUAACAAUCUGGAGCCAAUUCUAGAUUCAGCAACCAAUCUCAAGGCAACUCCAUUCGACUACGGAGCAGGACACAUACGUCCAAACCGAGCAAUGGAUCCAGGGCUAGUUUACGACUUGACAGAAAAUGAUUACUUGAACUUUUUGUGUGCCCGAGGGUACAACCAAAGCCAAAUCAAGUUAUUCUUAGGGAAGCCAUACCCAUGUCCCAAGUCCUUCAGCUUGGCAGACUUCAACUACCCUUCAAUCACAGUUCCUAAUCUCAAUGAAUCUGUAACAGUGACUCGAAGAGUCAAGAAUGUUGGAUCUCCUGGCGAAUACUUCGCUUAUGUCAAGGCACCACCUGGAGUUUCAGUUCUUGUUAAACCUAAGAACUUGAAGUUUAAAAGAAGUGGUGAAGAGAAGACAUUCCAGGUCACUUUGAAAAGUACUUCAACAUAUGGGCCUACAGAUUAUGUUUUUGGAAGAUUGGUAUGGUCAGAUGGCAAGCACUUUGUCAAGAGUCCUCUGGUGGUGAAGCAAUAGCUAGUCAGAUUUGUUCAUUUUGAGCUCUAUUUCUACAGCACUCAAUUGAUUGUAGAAAUCAGAAACGCAAUUUGUUGGAUGUUCGUGUUAAUUCUUGUCAAUAAAAGUUAAGAUAUUCAUCAUA